Photinus pyralis (common eastern firefly) is the source of this 1520-nucleotide messenger RNA. It is a transcript of the gene NPFR, whose product is annotated as neuropeptide F receptor. Gene Ontology annotation, biological process: G protein-coupled receptor signaling pathway. Gene Ontology annotation, molecular function: neuropeptide Y receptor activity. Lineage: Eukaryota; Metazoa; Arthropoda; Insecta; Coleoptera; Lampyridae. The record is from RefSeq and is a predicted model, not a curated record. Bases 163 to 1377 code for a protein of 404 amino acids. The transcript has 4 exons. Gene Ontology annotation, cellular component: membrane.
CCACAUCAAGACGACCACUUCCACAAGGGGAUCCAUAUGGAAAACCACCCGUGUAGCCUACCUUCUAAGCGAUAUGGAAUUUUCUUAGUAACAUUCCCAAUGCAAUCAUUCUAUCGGAAAUUUCAUUAAGUAAUUAAUUGGGACAGAAAGCAGUUAAUUAAAAUGGAUCCGUACUUGAACAUUAAUUUAAACUCGAGCGAAAGCGAAAUUGUUAGAAAGAGCAAGGAGGUCGAUCCUGAACUCGUUGACAGAUACAUUUAUAAUAGAGCAGUGGACGAACCGGCAUAUACCAUUUUAAUUAUCAUGUACAGCAUCCUAAUAUCUGUCGGAGCUUUAGGAAACGCGCUUGUGAUUCUGUCAGUGGUCAGAAAGCCAGCGAUGCGAACGCCAAGGAAUCUGUUCAUUGUUAACCUGGCGGUUUCCGAUCUGUUGCUCUGUACUGUCACGAUGCCUCUUACGCUGAUGGAAAUUUUGACUAAGCACUGGCCUCUAGGGAAUCACUCCUUUAUCUGUAGAAUGAUAGGAGCACUUCAAGCGACGAGUAUAUUUGUAUCUACAAUAUCUAUUACGGCGAUUGCAUUAGAUCGAUAUCAGGUCAUAGUCUAUCCAACGAAGGAAAAUCUCCAGCUGUUUGGAGCGGCAAUAAUCCUACUUAUUAUAUGGAUGAUAGCAAUGGUGUUAGCGUCGCCCAUAUUUAUAUACAAACGUUUAGCUCAUCACGAUUUUAAGCUGAACGGCACUGAACUUGAUGGACUAAAUUUUUGUAUAGAAGAUUGGCCCAUUGCGCACGGACGUGCCUAUUACUCCAUAUUUUCACUUGUCGUGCAAUACAUCUUACCCAUCAUUAUUGUAUCGGUAGCGUACUUGCGAAUCUACUUCAAGCUCCGAUAUCGAUUUGCUGCCGGAUUCGUAAGUAAGGAAGACACGUCUCAGAAUUCGCGCCGGCAAUUGCGUGGUCGCAAAUUGCAACGCACAAAUCUACUUUUAGUUUCAAUUGCCGUUAUUUUCUGUAUAAGUUGGUUACCAUUAAACUUAUAUAAUUUAAUAGCAGACAUUUGGAGCUCCAUGGACUUUACGUCGCAACCUAUGAAGGUGUGCUAUGCGAUCUGUCACAUGAUGGGAAUGUCGUCGGCGUGCUCAAAUCCCGUGCUUUAUGGGUGGCUAAACGAGAAUUUUUGGAAAGAAUUUAAAGACAUAAUGUGUAUAUCGGGAUCGAAGCGUAGUAACACCAAUAGUGCGGAAUGUCGUCGACUAACUGGUAGGAAAGAGUCGCAGAAAUCAAUAGGUCGAGGAAAACCUGAUCUUGUAACUGUUGCCACAGAUUUUCAUCAGGGAACUACGGCUGCUACCGAGAUGUCAGUGCUGACGCGUUGCUAGCUUUGGACUUCUUUUCGGAAUAAAACUAACCACGUCCAGAGGGAGAGGCAGAUACGUUCUUCUAUAUAGAAAUGUAAAUUUUGUAUAAUAAUGUAAAUGAUCUUCAAUGUAAAUGAGUGAAUGUGAAUGCUUCAAAUGACCAA